CUGCCCGCAAUUUUUCCCCCUGGCGAACACACCAAGCCAUGUAGAGAUCCGUCCAGAUUCCGGCGAAAAUCCGAUCCACUUCCCAUGGCGUCCUCCUCCUACAGGGACCGGACGUCGGAGUUCCGCUCCCUCACCGAAACCCUCCAGAAGAUCGGCGGAGCCCCCGCCGCCGUCAAUCCGCCGGAGGCCCGCGCCGGCGCGCCGAGCGAUGCGUCCCCGGCCUCCGCCAGAUCCGAGUUCAACAAGAGAGCCGCUCGGAUCGGGCUGGGCAUCAGCGAGACCUCGCAGAAGAUCGCCAGGCUCGCCAAAUUGGCAAAAAGGUCAUCUAUGUUUGAUGACCCCACAGUCGAAAUACAACAACUGACUUCAUUGAUUAAGGAUGACAUCACAGCACUAAACAUCGCCCUUCAAGAUUUGCAGACCCUUCAAAAUAUUGAAAUGAGUGGCGGCAACUAUUCAGAAGAUAGAGCUGUCCAUUCAACCACUGUUUGUGAUGACCUGAAAAGCAAACUUAUGGGAACUACAAAACACCUCCAGGAUGUUUUGAAAACAAGAACUCAGAAUAUCAAGGCUCAUGAAAACCGGAGACAGAUGUUCUCUGCCAAUGCAUCAAGAGAAAACCAUUUUAAGCAGCAUACUAAGCCUGUGACUGAGCCUCCUCCUUGGUCAAGUGCAUCCAAUGAAUCUGGAAGUCCACCCCAAGCAGCAUUGCCUUCAAAUGGAUCUCAAGUUGGCAACCAAUUGAGACGGAGAUUAGCAGUGGAUAAUAGUCCAUCCGACUCCAUGGAGAUGUCCAUGUUGCAGCAGGUGGUUCCUCAGCAAGAAAACUAUUCUCAAAGUCGUGCAACUGCUCUUCACAACGUGGAAUCCACAAUAUCUGAACUAGGCGGCAUAUUUACGCAUUUGGCUUCGAUGGUUGCACAGCAAGGCGAAGUGGCUAUUAGGAUUGACGACAAUAUGGAGGAGUCCUUGGUGAAUGUAGAAGGAGCUCGCAGCGCUUUGUUGAGGCAUCUCAAUCAAAUAUCAUCCAAUAGGUGGCUCAUGAUAAAGAUAUUUGCCAUCUUGAUAUUUUUCCUGAUGAUUUUCAUCUUCUUAAUUGCUUGAAUGUUGGUAUAGAAAUGUAAGUCAAUGAUGUAUAUAUACAUGCUCUCACUUUCAGCCA
This is a messenger RNA of Syzygium oleosum, 1162 nucleotides long. RefSeq names its product syntaxin-31. NCBI's taxonomy places the organism in Eukaryota, Viridiplantae, Streptophyta, Magnoliopsida, Myrtales, Myrtaceae. Gene Ontology annotation, molecular function: SNARE binding; SNAP receptor activity. The coding region runs from base 85 to 1104 and encodes 339 amino acids. Gene Ontology annotation, cellular component: endomembrane system; Golgi membrane; SNARE complex. The transcript has 6 exons. Gene Ontology annotation, biological process: endoplasmic reticulum to Golgi vesicle-mediated transport; vesicle fusion; intracellular protein transport. The record is from RefSeq and is a predicted model, not a curated record.